Messenger RNA from Paramuricea clavata, 3280 nucleotides. Lineage: Eukaryota; Metazoa; Cnidaria; Anthozoa; Malacalcyonacea; Plexauridae. The record is from the annotation of a GenBank genome assembly.
GUGGCAAUCAUAGGUGUCAGUUGACAAGUAAUGUUGGCAAUAAUUCUAAUAUUGCUGUGCUAGAACUUCAUCAGCACCUCGUUAUAAACUGUUCAACAACUCAAAAAAGUAGCAGUAAUCUCACAUUUGAAUGGAAUAAGGAUAGGCCGUAUCGUGUGAAAAAGAUCGGAGUACCAUCCAUAAAUAUAUCAGAUGUUGCAUGGAAUGACGCUGGAAGAUAUGAGUGUAUCAUUAAACAAAACCGAAGUUUGGAAUCAUGUGACUUCACUGUCAUAGUUAAAAGUAUGUAAUUUAUGUUCGCAUAAUUUACUUAAUCUGAAAAGUACCUGCAGUCCUGUCAACCUCAAAAAUUCAAAACAGAGAGAUUUUUUCCCAAAUCUUCUCGUCACUUCAUUCCAAAAUGUCUUUUUCAAUUCUUCUUAUUACAUGUUCACACAGGGAUGGAUCAUACUGGGGUGUGUGGGGGGGGGGGUACACCAGCCCUGGCCAUAGGGGGUGCAGGGGGAGUGCUAUUUUUCAUGACAAAGCAAAAAAUAUUGGAGACAAAAUGAGAUACAGUAAUUUGAGUAAUAACAUGAUGAUAAAUGAACUGUAAACAACAAUUACAAUUGAAAUACAGUAGUCAAGCAAGACUUAAAGUUUGCAUUAGUCAAUCAGGUUGAUGGGCCUAAAUUGUUUCCCUCCCCCUUCUCUGCAAUGUCUACCACCCUACAUCUUCUUCUGAUCUCUUCAUUCCAUAAUGUCUUUGACCAGCUCUCCUUCAUCUCUUAUUAUGUGUCCAUACCAUCUCAACCUUGCUUCCCUCGCCUUCUCUGCAAUGUCUAUCACCCCACAUCUUCUUCUGAUCUCUUCAUUCCAUAAUGUCUCUGACUACCUCUCCUUCAUCUCUUCUUAUUACGUGACCAUACCAUCUCAACCUUGCUUCCCUCAUCUUCUCUGCAAUGUCUAAUACGUUAUGUCACCUUUAUUUAAAAUGUAGUUUCUUUUAUUUUUCACAGCUUUGCCACAUGUGACAAUAGUUGGAGUCGACGUAUUAACAAAUACUUUGAUUGUGCCGUGCCUGGUAACAGGUUACUUCAAACCAAACAAAGUUAUUUGGUACAAAAAUAAUAAGCAAAUCUUUCCAAAUGACACAGGCUACUUUGUAAAAAACCUAAACAAAAACUAUUUUCUGUUUGUAUCGAAGCUCCAGAGAAGUCACGCAAAUUUAAAUGACUCUGGAAACUACUCGUGUGAGGCGAGGAAUAUAUAUGGAACGUCGCCAAGAACAUAUCACUACAUAUCAAAGUGUUUUAUUAAUAGUAAGUACACACGUGGAAACGCACAAGUUGUAACAAACCUGCAGCAAACUUGUAGUAAUGCUGUUCCAACAACUUGUCAACAGGAUGUGUUCGUACUGCUUGUUCCCAACUUGUUGACAAGUUGACGGUUGUUGACAAGUUGUCAACGGCUUGUUUAAAACUUUUGUUACAAGUUGUUCAAGCAACUUGUUAUUGUCCUGGAAUUCAACAAGUUGUGAGUGAUAACCUUGUAGCAACUUGAUAAAUAACAGCAUUGUUACAACUUGUUGUAAAGCUUGCUACAAGCUUGUUGCGAAUAUAUAUAUAUAUAUCUUGUUGACAAGUUGUGAGAUUUUUAUAUGUGUAUACUACGUGUAACUAUAUCAGUUCUUUUUUUCCAAUAGGCUUUGUGCUUGAGAAAUGCGCCGAAUUUAAAAACAAGACAAGAAAAAUUGAUGUGACGAUCAGCUUGGGGUCUUCAACGUCAUUACUGUGCGAAGUAAUGUAUUUUACCAUCUUUCCUUCAUUCUUUAAAUUCUUGAAAAUAGUCAACCAGAAGUUCGUUAAUAUUGGCGGUAACGAUACUAAAAACAUUUUAAAAAAAGAAAACAAAAUAAGCAACAUAGUCAAGUUGAUAAAUUAUACAAUCGUGAAUGCAUCAAGAAAUGAUACUGGCACAUACAAGUGUGAUUUUAUUAAUAAGAACGUCUUCUUUUGCCCGAAGAAUCUUUAUAAAGUCUUCAAUGUGAAAGGUAUGCUAUAUAUAUAUAUAUCAUAGAAUGACAUAGUCCGGCAAGCAGGGAAACGUCAUCCCAGUUGUUACCAUCUUGUAACCAACGGACUCGCAACAAGUUGUUUCAAGUUCCAACAAGUCUGAUAUCGUCUGCACGUAACAAGUUGUUAACAAGUUGAUAACAACAAGCUCGUAGCAACUUGUUACGAACAGCCUGUAUGAGUCUUGUUGGAACAACUUGUAGCAAGUCUGUUACCGUCAUCAACCUUGUAUAAACAAGGCUAUUACUUAGCUCAUUUUUUCUCUCACUGGUAUCUGCAGUCAUCGCUUCUUCACCAUUGAAUAAAAAGAAACUAAAUCUGGUCGUGGUCAUUGCUGUGAGUGUCACGGGAGCUUUGUCUGGUGUGGCUUUAAUUCUGUACGUUUAUCACUUGCGGAGGAAAUCGAAGGCACGAUUGUAUGGUAAGAUAACAUAUCCUGAAAUUAAAAUGUGAUGUUAAAAUGAUUUCACUUUCGGCAACGAUGAAGUCAUUGCAUGUGUUGUCUCUUGCGCCAGCACCGCGAUCAGUAAAUUUGGCCACGUUGCUUUGCCCUGUGCGAGAAAGAAUGAUGGCAUGGAUCGCGCUAUUCACCGGAAAUCGAGCGUGGUCAUGCGCUGUUAUCAUCGCGCGUUUAAUUUAAGUCCCAUAAAUUAUGUAUGUCUCUCUAUCUAGAUAUCUGUCCGGAUGAUCAACCAGAGUUACGUUGGGAUGUGUUCGUCUCCUACAGCAGUCACGAUUUUGUUUGGGUCAAUGAGCUCUGCCAAAUGUUAGAACAACCUCCCUUUAAUCUGAUCGUGUGUUUACACCAAAGGGAUUGGGAGCUAGGCCGCAGUCUGCAAGACAAUAUGGUAGAUUCGAUCUAUUGCAGUCAUAAGACCUUGAUUAUUGUAUCAAAACACUAUUUGCAAAGCGAAUAUUGUAUGCAGGAACUACAGCUUGCAAUGCACAGUGAAAUAGCUUCGGAACAUGUGCGGAAAGACAGAAUAGUUCUGAUCAAGAUCGACGAUGUUUCUACACAACGCUUGCCGAGAGUUUUAAGACAAAAAUCCUACCUUGAUAGUUCUGACCCCGAGCAUGCGAAACAUUUUAAAACUAAUCUGUUGCGUGUUUUGCCAAGACGAGAAUUGAUGGAAGAAGGACCGUUUGAAGAAGAAGACAAACAAAUUUCGGAUGACGCCAGUGGCAGCAGUCGCGAAAUGAGAUUACACGAAUUGCCAGUUGUUUAA